Dermatophagoides farinae (American house dust mite) is the source of this 562-nucleotide messenger RNA. RefSeq names its product ATP synthase F(0) complex subunit g, mitochondrial. The record is from RefSeq and is a predicted model, not a curated record. Lineage: Eukaryota; Metazoa; Arthropoda; Arachnida; Sarcoptiformes; Pyroglyphidae. Gene Ontology annotation, molecular function: proton transmembrane transporter activity. Gene Ontology annotation, biological process: proton motive force-driven ATP synthesis.
UCGAAAGCGAGGUUAAGUUGUCUUGUUCAUUCUGUGUAUGUGUUUUGGUUUCUCGGUUUGUUUUCGAGUUUCGUUUUGUUAAUAAUUAUCUAUAGAUAAGAAAUAAAAUAAAAAAAUUCCAAAUUGAAAAAAUGUCGAAAUUAGCUGCUAAAAUUCCCGUUCUUAUGGCUGCCGCAAAGCCAAAACUUCGUGAAUUUAAUCGUUUUGCUAAAACGGAAUUAUAUCCACCAACACCAGCUGAUAUACCGGCAAUUAUAAAAGGUUUUUCCAAUCUUAUAAGCGGAACAGUUUCGAUGCGUUGGACACGAUUACCGGUCAAAGAAGCAUGGAUCAAUACAUUGAUCGGUAUUGAAGUUAUGUGCUGGUUUUUUGUCGGUGAAGUCAUUGGAAAACGAAAUCUAAUCGGUUAUGAUGUCUAAACAAUCGAUAUGUUUGAAUGAUAAUAUCAUUAUAGUGAAAAUCAAUAGCCAUCUGUUUUAAAAAUGUAAUUGUAAUCAAAAUUGUAAAUUUUUCUUCAUCAAUUUUGGUUAGACAAAAAAAAAUAAAAAUAAAGAAUUUAUAA